CGGGACUGGGCGGCGGCGGCGGCGGCGGAGCCGGGGGAACGGCUAAAGCGGGGCGGCGGGCGACGGGUGGGGGCUAUGGGGAAAGACUACUACCAUACGCUGGGCCUGGCCCGUGGCGCUUCGGACGAGGAAAUCAAGCGUGCCUACCGCCGUCAGGCGCUGCGCUACCACCCGGAUAAGAACAAGGAGCCCGGCGCCGAGGCGAAGUUCAAGGAGAUCGCCGAGGCCUACGACGUGCUCAGCGACCCGCGCAAGCGCGAGAUCUUCGACCGCUACGGGGAGGAAGGCCUAAAGGGAGGUGGUCCCAGUGGUGGAAGCAGCAGUGGUGCUAAUGGUACCUCUUUCAGCUACACAUUCCAUGGAGACCCUCAUGCUAUGUUUGCCAAGUUUUUUGGUGGCCAAAAUCCCUUGGAUAACUUUUUUGGGCCACGGAACGGAGAAGAAGGCAUGGACAUAGAUGACCCAUUUUCUGGCUUCCCCAUGGACAUGAGCGGCUUCACCAACAUGAACUUUGGGCGCUCCCGCCCUGCCCAGGAGUCCACCCGAAAGAAGCAAGAUCCCCCCGUCACCCACGACCUUAGAGUCUCCCUUGAAGAGAUCUACAACGGCUGUACCAAAAAGAUGAAAAUCUCCCACAAGCGGCUGAACCCCGACGGAAAGAGCAUUCGCAACGAAGACAAAAUCUUGACCAUUGAAGUGAAGAGGGGGUGGAAAGAAGGGACCAAAAUCACCUUUCCCAAGGAAGGAGACCAGACCUCCAACAACAUUCCAGCUGAUAUCGUCUUUGUUUUAAAGGACAAGCCACACAAUAUCUUUAAGAGAGAUGGCUCUGAUGUCAUUUACCCAGCCAGGAUCAGCCUUCGCGAGGCUUUGUGUGGCUGCACAGUGAAUGUCCCCACUCUGGACGGCAGGACCAUACCCGUCGUGUUCAAAGAUGUCAUCAGGCCUGGCAUGAGGCGAAAAGUUCCUGGAGAAGGCCUCCCCCUCCCCAAAACGCCCGAGAAACGUGGGGACCUUAUUAUUGAGUUUGAAGUGACCUUCCCCGAAAGGAUUCCCCAGACAUCAAGAACCGUACUUGAGCAGGUUCUUCCAAUAUAGACACCUGCAUGCCCCAAGGACUGACUGAGGACCUUUCAGAGCUCAAGGAUUACCAGAUUGUUCCACCAGUUGUGGGCCCACAAGAGGGUGGGAGGGCUUUCGUACUGCUGAAUGUUUUCCAGAGAAUAUAUUACAAUCUUUCAAAGUCG
Orycteropus afer afer is the source of this 1247-nucleotide messenger RNA. RefSeq names its product DnaJ heat shock protein family (Hsp40) member B1 (gene DNAJB1). The record is from RefSeq and is a predicted model, not a curated record. NCBI's taxonomy places the organism in Eukaryota, Metazoa, Chordata, Mammalia, Tubulidentata, Orycteropodidae. Gene Ontology annotation, molecular function: transcription corepressor activity; Hsp70 protein binding. Gene Ontology annotation, cellular component: cytosol.